CUUCUGCUUCCUUCCCUCCUCGGCAGGUAAGGUAAACAUCCACAAAACCCCAUGGUCACGGAAGGCUCCACUUCACAUCCUUUGUCUCUGCCCACCACAAGGAGUAGGACAAGGUCACAUCCCCCCAAUUCCCUCACUGCUCAGUGCUCACAAGCCCAAUCAAUCCCCACAUCCAUAUCAACACAACGCAGGAAGCUUCCCAUCUCUCCAUGCCCCCACCACCUGCAGUCUUCUGAAGUCUGAACCCUGAAGAUUACUCAUGGCCUAGACCCUAGAUCCUGUCACAAUUCAUAAAGACCCCAAUUUUCAUCCAUCAUUCUUGCUUCACCCGAAAGCUCGUAUAUUUUGUGGAAUUGGGUUUCGGAAUUGGAUCAUACGGGAGUUCUUGGGGGGUUUGGUUUUGGUUCUGGUGAGGAGGACGCGAAAGGCGAUGCCUUUCAGCAGCAUGAUCCAGGAGAUGAAGGGCGAGAUCGGCGCCAUCUCGCGGCGCGGCCUGCUGCGGUCGCGGUCGCAGAGCACGGGCCGCGUCCAGCGAGUGGAGCCGGACGAGGCAGCGAUGCGGGAGAGCUCGUGGGCGCAGGUGCCCCCGGAGCUCCUGCGGGUGGUGCUGGCGAAGGUCGAGGCAGGGGAGGCGCGGUGGCCGGGACGCGGGGCCGUCGUGGCGUGCGCCGGCGUCUGCCGUGGCUGGAGGGGCACCGUGAAGGAGAUCGUGCCCGUGCCGGAGGCGUCUGGGAAGCUCACCUUCCCCAUCUCUCUCAAGCAGCCUGGCCCAAGGGAUGCCCCUGUCAAAUGUUUCAUUAGGAGGAACCGGGCUACUCAGUCAUAUUUUCUGUGCCUUGGAGUCACUGACGCAUUAGUUGAUGAUGGGAAAUUCCUACUUGCUGCACGCAAAUACCGUAGACCUUCAUGCACUGAAUAUCUGAUUUCGCUUGAUUCAAAGGGGAAUGGUACCUAUCUUGGCAAGUUAAGAUCAAACUUCCUAGGCACAAAAUUUACUGUCUAUGAUGCUCAUCCACCUUGUGCCGGAGCUGUGGUUUCAAAGGGUCCAUCUGCACACAUGAUCGGUUCAGCCCAAGUUUCUCCCAUGAAGGGUGGUCCGCCUGCUGGGAACUAUCCAGUUUCCCACAUUUCUUAUGAAGUGAAUGUCUUGGGUUCUAGGGGGCCAAGAAAGAUGAAUUGUGUUAUGGAUUCUAUCCCUGCAUCAGCGAUUAAAGAAGGAGGGACUGCUCCCACGCAGACUGAAUUUCCAUCUAGUAACUCUAGCUCUUUUGCAUCAGUUCCAUUCUUCAGAUCGAAAUCAGGUCAACUGGAUAGUUCAGGUGCUCAGAAUGAAAGUAAGGUGGCGCUGAAGAACAAGUCUCCAAGUUGGCAUCAACAGCUUCAGUGCUGGUGCCUCAAUUUCCAUGGGCGGGUAACGGUUGCGUCCGUAAAGAACUUCCAGUUGGUGGCUUCAGGUGAGAGUGCUCCAACUCCAAGUAACCAGGAGGAUGACGACGUUAUACUCCAGUUUGGCAAGGUAGGGAAGGACCUGUUCACCAUGGACUACCGUUAUCCCAUCUCUGCAUUUCAGGCAUUUGCCAUCUGCCUGAGCAGCUUUGACACCAAAAUCGGUUGUGAAUGAGUCAAGGUGCAGGGCAGAUUGAUAAUCAUAGAAUGUAGAACAAAAGACAUCAAGAAGGCAUAUUACUUGAGUUUCAAGCCGGAGAGUUUGGGAAUAGAGUGGGAUACUUCUGUUCUAUCUAUAAUGUCGUGAUGUAAAUAGCAAUCUAGCUGGAGUGGAUUUUAUGAGUGUUGGCAAGUGUGAACACCAAGAGUGUCCUCUACUAUUUCGUUUCAUUUCAGCGCUUGAGUUCAGAUUACAAGUGAGAUCAUAUUUGUAUCUAUAUAUCUGUGCAAUGCAACCUGCUAUUUCGAAUGACCCUUCUGAGAUGCCAGAAGGCAUCACAUCUGAAUAUAUUGAGAAGGGUUCAAAACA
Messenger RNA from Setaria italica (foxtail millet), 1975 nucleotides. RefSeq names its product tubby-like F-box protein 11. Lineage: Eukaryota; Viridiplantae; Streptophyta; Magnoliopsida; Poales; Poaceae. The transcript has 6 exons. Bases 431 to 1621 code for a protein of 396 amino acids. The record is from RefSeq and is a predicted model, not a curated record.